Messenger RNA from Gasterosteus aculeatus aculeatus (three-spined stickleback), 2249 nucleotides. RefSeq names its product transmembrane protein 223 (gene tmem223). Lineage: Eukaryota; Metazoa; Chordata; Actinopteri; Perciformes; Gasterosteidae. The record is from RefSeq and is a predicted model, not a curated record. Gene Ontology annotation, cellular component: mitochondrion. Gene Ontology annotation, biological process: nervous system development.
GAGAGGCAGGCAGAACAUAUCAGUUACGUUGAAUGAUAAAAGCCUGGGCGUUGACCUAGUCCUGGCAUUGAAUACCAUUAGUUUCCCAAAAUCGGCAUUCCAGCCUUCACACUAGAUCUCCGGCUAAUAUGGCAAAAUACUCAUUUGCUCAAUAAAUAACCUACACCAUAUAUCCGCGAGUAACAACUUUGAGAAAAACUUUAAAAAGACUUUAACAGGAAAUGUAGGAAUGCACCAUUAAUGUAUCAGGUUGAUAAACUCUAGGCCAAUAAUGUCGUUUAAACAUCCAAUAGAGGAGGUGGCAAUAUGGUAUUUCAAAGUUUGUUUAUGACCAACAAAAAACACGAAAUAAGGAAAAAUCCCAGUACAGUUGGUUGAUAGUGUAUGUUGCUAAAAGGAAAUAAGCAUUUUCAGUGUCAAGGCUGAUCUACCGCUACUGGUGUUUUAAAUGUUCCACCUAGAUCACUAAAUCUUAGCUUAACUACAGGUUAUCAAUUAUUUUUAAAGGUUGGUUGAUUGGUUAUUUUAUCGGUAUUGGAUAGAAGGAGCGGGAAAAUAUAAAUCAUAUGUAUUGGAUGAAAAACAAAUCCAAAGUCAACUCAAGGACAUGUAUGUAUGAGACUGAGAUAGUAAAAAAAGUAUUUUUUCUUUUUGCUGAAUAACAUUUCAAAACACAGUAGAAUGAAACGUUCUGACUUUCAGACAUAUCAUGACCUAUUUGAAUGAGACGCAACUGAAAACGGUGUAUAAACCGUUAUAUAGCAAGCAGGAUUUACUUUAGAGUUACUUUAUCAUCUAUUAUUAGGUGUUAAUCAUACAAAUAUAGAGCGAAUUUACAAAGGGGUUGUCACCACGCAACAAUCACGCACACGCUCGGAAAUUAAUUUUGGUCAGCGCUACUUGCCGUAGCCCAACACCUUACGUCACACAUAACAAGUAUGGCGGCGGCCUCUGAGCUCCUGCUCUCUGCUGCGUCGGGUUAGAAGCGUUAAAACGUCAGUUCAGAUCAAGAUUUAUCAACAAACACUAACUGAGUUUCCUGGUCAAAUAUUUUUUGGGACAAUUGGAGCCAUUUAACCUCCGGGGAAGAUGGGGCUGGAGCGGUUGUUUCGCGGGGCCCUGGAGUAUUACUCCAAACGCGUCCCCCUCGUCAACUUUCAGCAACAAUUCAGAGUCCUUCAAAAUGCGUCGAUGUGCAGGCAGACAUCGCCGAGCACGUCCAGCGUGGUUGGCCGGGCUACAAGUGCAGCGGGUCAGUGCGGCAGGAUAUUCGUGCCGAAAAGUCACCGCGGUGUCGCUACAGACACGGCCGCGCGCCUCUGCACCUCCGCGCAGCCCUCCAGAGACGUCACCUUGUUCCGGCACGACAGGACGCGCUUCUUCCGCCUCCUCGGGCUCUUCUGCGGCGGCCAGUUUCUCUUCUGGACAUACCUGGGCCACUUCGCUUACACCGGACUCCGGGACACGGGGUCCGCUACGGAGAAAGGGAGAGCCAAGACGUCCACCACCACCACCGGACUCGCCGGGAUGUGGAGUUUCGAGAUGAACCUGGGAUCGAACACCUGGAGGUUCGGCUUCACGCUGGGAUGCCUGACUGUCGGCGCGGUGAUUGUGGGCCUCGGGGCCCUGUUUUGCAGUCGCUCUGUCAGCCAGGUGGUUUUGCAUCGCGGUGGGAAGAUGGUGACGGUGUCCACGCAGUCCCUCUUGGGACCAGACCGAGGCCGCAGAAUAACAGUGCCCCUGUCCCAGGUAGCCUGCCACGCGCACAGGCACGAGUCCCCCUCGUUCAUCCCCCUCAGGGUCAAAGGACACAAGUUCUACUUUCUUCUGGACAAAGAGGGGACUGUGAACAACGCCAGGCUGUUUGAUAGCACUGUCGGGGCUUACCGACCUCUCUAAUUUGUUGUUACUAGUUGUGUUCACCAAGGGGACAAAGUUUUUAUAUGGCUGCAAAAGAAAUGUCAGAUUCGGUUUCGUCUCUUCAAUUGAAUAAAAACCUAAUGCGAUAAAAAUUAACUUAUUUUGGGCUCAUUUAAAGAUGUUUGAGAUUCAUUUGAAAGUAUUAGUAGCCGAAGAAAGUUGCUUGAUCCUCCCAAUUAUGUUCAUAAUAAUUUCCUUCAUAUGCGUCUUCUACAAUAACUAACACCUGUAAGGCAAAUUUGUGACUAGCCAUAUAAAUACAAUUGACAUGACUAUUCACUUAAAAGUUACUAUUUUGAAUAUUCUGUGAAAUUAAAAGGAUCAACGUC